UCUAUUUCUUUCCAAAUUCCAGGCUGGUGAUCUGUUUUCUAGCAUACCAAAUUCAACAACCGACUUCCUUUCUCCUUUUCCUCCUUAUAUUCCCCCCCUUUUCCUCCUCUUGCUUUCCUUCAUCUUCAAUCAUUUGAUUCAAUUAACAACAACCCCCAAUAAGAGAAGCAGCAGAGAAAUCCCAAAUCCCCAAACUUCUCUCAAUCGAGAUCGAUCAUGGCUGAAGAGCAGAGAUGCCAAGAAGGCCAUCGCCUCUGUGCCAACAACUGUGGCUUCUUCGGUAGCCCCGCCACCCUCAACCUCUGCUCCAAGUGCUACAGUGACUACCGCCUCAAAGAAGAUCAAGCCUCAUCGGCCAAGAUAGCUGUCGAAAAAUCUCUCCUUCCGUCCUCCACCGCCUCCUCCUCCUCAAUCUCAUCCACUGUUCAUGCUGAUCUAUCUAUCCCCGCAACCGCCACGACCGUGUCCGACGUGCCUGCGCCUGCGGCGCUGCCGGAGCGGCCUCAGGCGAGUCGGUGCGCGUCUUGCCGAAAGAGGGUAGGGCUCACGGGGUUCCCUUGCCGGUGUGGGGCCACCUACUGUGGGACCCAUCGGUACCCGGAGAAGCACGGGUGCUCCUUCGACUUCAAGGCGGCGGGGCGUGAGGCCAUCGCCAAAGCCAACCCCAUCGUCCUCGCUCCCAAGCUCGACAAGAUCUAAACGGCGAUGACGACGAUGACGCUGAUGUUGAUUCCAUCUGGACCGUUCUUAUUGUUGCUUCACCUCGCUCUCUAGCCAUUGAUCAACGGCUCGGAUCGCUCUACUGGCGGUUCCCGGAACUCUCGCCGGAGAUUGUGAGCUCGUGCCGGGACUAAUGGCGGUUGUGUCGUCGCUUUCUGUUAUUUAUGAAAAAAAAGAAGAAAAAAAUUUAAAAAAUGUUGUUAGUUUUUCAUGAAAUUUCUUUUAAAACGCGUAAAUUUGACGGAUUAUUACUUCUCUCU
Messenger RNA from Dioscorea cayenensis subsp. rotundata (Guinea yam), 980 nucleotides. RefSeq names its product zinc finger A20 and AN1 domain-containing stress-associated protein 4-like. The transcript has 2 exons. The record is from RefSeq and is a predicted model, not a curated record. Gene Ontology annotation, molecular function: DNA binding; zinc ion binding. NCBI's taxonomy places the organism in Eukaryota, Viridiplantae, Streptophyta, Magnoliopsida, Dioscoreales, Dioscoreaceae. The coding region runs from base 217 to 699 and encodes 160 amino acids.